AUGUGUGAGCUGGACUUUUCUGUGCAUGCUGGCCUUGGUGACGACAAGGCAUUGAAGUUUUUCCAAUCCCCAAACCAACGAAUAAGAGAACCAUAUGAUGUUGGUCACCAUUACCCCUUCUGGGAGAAAAAUAACGAACAUGACGACAACAAAUCAAUAAUAAUUACAGAGAUUCUAAAAAUAUUUGAAAAUGGUACUAAAGUUGUGGUCUUCACGUGA
Messenger RNA from Sphenostylis stenocarpa, 219 nucleotides. The record is from the annotation of a GenBank genome assembly. Lineage: Eukaryota; Viridiplantae; Streptophyta; Magnoliopsida; Fabales; Fabaceae.